AUGGUUUACUGCUUGCCCACUGCAUUCUUGAAGUCCUCUUUCGAAAUAACAUCCACUGGGCAAAACCGUCGUACUCUUCUAUCUUCCCGCUCCGGUACGCUUUCCGGUGACCACUUUCGGGUUCCGACAUGGACGGCUCUACUACUUCUACAGACAGCCAGGAGCUUUACAACAGAAUCGCUCGAAUCUAUGACAAAGUUUACCACAUUCCCUACUUCUGCGAUUUAUUUCCCUUCAGUUCUCAUUCCUUCAUUCCAAUUAAACGACUUGUUGAGCUGGCGCCGGCAUCGGGUAUGGAAAAAGGGGGACUGUUUCCAUGUAGCUAAAGAGGGAGAUACCGUGUUGGAUCUGUGCUGUGGAAGUGGAGACUUGACUUUUCUACUGUCGGAGAAAGUUGGAUCCUUAGUUAAAGUGGUUGGCCUUGAUUUAUCAAAGGAACUAUUAACAAUAGCUACAGCACGGCAGAAAUCAAAUUCAAAGGAGUGCAACAAAAAUAUAAAGUGGAUUGAGGGAGAUGCACUGGAUUUACAAUUUCCUGAAUCUUACUUUGAUGCCGUUACUAUUGGCUACGGAAUCGGUAGCAUGAAAGAUCGGCGAAAAGCCUUGAAGGAAAUACAUCGAAUUCUAAAACCAGGUUCCAAAGUAUCCGUUCUUGACUACAAUAAAAGCAAUAAUCGAUUCAAGACAUUCUUCCAGGAUAGGUAUCUUGACAAUGUUGUGGUUCCGAUAGCGAAAAGUUACGGCGUUGGUGAUUCUUUUAGGCAACAUGUAUCAAGAAAGGAGUUAGAGGAUCUUGCUCUCGAAGUAGGCUUCUCAUCAGCAAAACAUUUUGAACUUGUCCUUGGACGCAUGGGGAACUUUGUAGCCACAAAGUAA
This is a messenger RNA of Oldenlandia corymbosa var. corymbosa, 876 nucleotides long. NCBI's taxonomy places the organism in Eukaryota, Viridiplantae, Streptophyta, Magnoliopsida, Gentianales, Rubiaceae. The record is from the annotation of a GenBank genome assembly.